Sphaerodactylus townsendi is the source of this 1380-nucleotide messenger RNA. It is a transcript of the gene TMEM128, whose product is annotated as transmembrane protein 128. The record is from RefSeq and is a predicted model, not a curated record. NCBI's taxonomy places the organism in Eukaryota, Metazoa, Chordata, Lepidosauria, Squamata, Sphaerodactylidae. Bases 52 to 579 code for a protein of 175 amino acids. The transcript is spliced from 2 exons.
UUGAAGUCUGGCCUGACCCACCUUCUAGAGCUUCAAGUGGGAUUAUCCAAGAUGGCCACCCCAGACGGAGACCUGUCGGAACCACAGCUGCGCCUGAGGCAACAGUUCAUCCACAAAGCUCAUGGGACGCAGCAGCCGGCUUCAGCGGUGGGAGAAGGGACUGAGACAAACGUCGAAGCGGAAAGCACUAUCGAGAAAAGGGAGAAGCCGCCUCCCCGACUCAACUUCCACUCUGCUUUCUGGAUAGUGGCCUCGAUUGCUGUCACUUAUUACAUUGAAUUUUUUAAAGCUGUGAAAGAGGUGAUUGAGACGGAUAGCUGGUGGUUUCUCCUUGGCAGUUGGCUGUUGCUAGGCAGCUUGUCCGUGGCCUUCUACUGCAUCAUCUACCUCGAGUGGUACCACGGGAUCGAAGACUACGACACUGCCUACCCAGCCCUGAUCCCCAUCACAACGGCCACGUUCAUUGCAGCCGCCGUUUGCUUCAAUGUCGCCUUGUGGCCCGCGUGGUCUUUCCUUACGCCUUUGGUGCUCUUCACCCAGUUCAUGGGUGUUGUGAUGCUCAUCUCCCUCCUAGGAUGAGGUCGAAAGACCGAAAAGCAGCAGAUGGCACAGAGAGCAGGAUUUCAUUCUACAGCUUCCCCUCCACCACCUGUAUGCUCACCUGAGGAUCGAUAACAAAUUGAAAAGUAAUACGGCUACCCGCGUGAGCAGAGAAACAGGUUCUAUUGCAUUAAGCAGCAUGCUGCCAAAUACAAAGGAAAUGGCAUCGUUAACAUUUUAUGAAGUGCUCUAAUGCAAAGUACAGCUGACCUGUUUGAACCACUUCCAUGUUUUAACUGAAAUCUGAUCUGGAAACAAGAUACUGUAUUACAGAUACGGCAGUUCUACCCAUUUUUCUUCACUCCAAGAAGAGGGAAACUUCUGGAAAAAAGGCAUCUGUCACAAUAUGAUAUAGAAUAUUACAUUAUAUUCUGGAAACAAGACAUAUAUUACAGAUACUGCAGUUCUAGCCACUUUUCUUCACUUUGGGGAGACGGAAGUUCCCCCUGUCUCCGAACUAUAAAGAAUUCCUCUUUUGUGCAAGACAAUGGUUCGCCACCACGGGUGUAAGAUAAACCAUUUUCUACAGUUCCCUGUGAUAAUUUAAUUUAAUUAGGAUCUGUCCUUGGAUUAAAGUUCAGUGGAAUUCUUACUAUAAUUCUACAGUCAAAAAGCAAACUAUGUGGUGACAUGAUUUCUUUUUUUAAAAAAACUAAUGAUUGUGUGGGAAGGGGCACUGUGAGGUAUUGUGCCCCCCUCCCCCAAUAAUUUUGUGCCGGCACUAACACAGAUAAUGUAAGUUAGGAUGAAGGGAAACCAAAUUAAAUCUUUGGGAAUGUG